This is a messenger RNA of Urocitellus parryii (Arctic ground squirrel), 3247 nucleotides long. It is a transcript of the gene Fut8, whose product is annotated as fucosyltransferase 8. Lineage: Eukaryota; Metazoa; Chordata; Mammalia; Rodentia; Sciuridae. Gene Ontology annotation, cellular component: Golgi cisterna membrane. Gene Ontology annotation, molecular function: glycoprotein 6-alpha-L-fucosyltransferase activity; protein binding. The record is from RefSeq and is a predicted model, not a curated record. Gene Ontology annotation, biological process: protein N-linked glycosylation.
CGCGUGCGCGCGUUAUCUCGGGCCGACCUUAGUGGCCGGGUUCCCUCGGCUCCAGGCCCCCGCCCCCCGCCGCCCUCUCUCGGCCCCCAGCCAACCGGUCCCCUCCCUCUCCUCGCGGAAUGGGGCCGGUGCUACUUGGGGUCGCGCGCCCGGGACCCGGCUCGCGCUCGGUCUCGCGCUGUCAGCUACUGCCCGGCUCGCGCCGCCUCGCGCUCUCCCUCAGUCAGUGGCGCCGGAGGCUCCGUUAAGCGGCGACCGUGGUUCCUGUUUCCGUUUCUUCCUCUCCCUUCGGUCGGGAGUAGCAUCCUCCACCCAGCCACCCCUCCCACUCCCCCAGCGCUGGGCAGCUGCGGCUGAGGGCUGUGGCGGCGGCGGCGACGGGAAACGGCGGAGACCCUCGCUCCCGCCUCGGCUAAUAAUUUUUGUGACCCAGAUUUAAGCAAUAAUAUAUUCACCUGGAUUUCCGUGGUUUCAUGAAUGUCUUCUCUUCUUGGGAAAGGAAGCAUGUAGAGUCCAUGAAGCACAGGACAGUAAAGCUUCCUACUCCUAUCACCACAAGGAUCUCUUUCAAAGAUUCACCACAGGACUACCAGAGAGACUAAUUUGAAGCAUCAUGUGUUGAAACAACAGAAGUCUUUUCACCUGUUCACUUACUAGAAACAGUUACAAUGUUUUCAAUUCUUUGAGCUCCAGGAAGCCAGGGAAGUGAGUUGAAAAUCUGAAAAUGCGGCCAUGGACUGGUUCCUGGCGUUGGAUUAUGCUCAUUCUUUUUGCCUGGGGAACCUUGCUAUUUUAUAUAGGUGGUCACUUGGUUCGCGAUAAUGACCACCCUGAUCACUCUAGCCGAGAACUGUCCAAGAUUCUGGCAAAGCUUGAACGCUUAAAACAGCAGAAUGAAGACUUGAGGCGAAUGGCUGAAUCUCUCCGGAUACCAGAAGGCCCGAUUGAUCAGGGACCAGCCACAGGAAGGGUACAUAUUUUAGAAGAGCAGCUUGCUAAAGCCAAAGAACAGAUUGAAAAUUAUAAGAAACAGACCAGAAAUGGUCUAGGAAAAGAUCAUGAAAUACUAAGAAGGAGAAUUGAAAAUGGAGCUAAAGAACUCUGGUUUUUUCUACAGAGUGAAUUAAAGAAAUUAAAAAGUUUAGAAGGAAAUGAACUCCAAAGACAUGCAGAUGAAUUUCUUUCCGAUUUAGGACAUCAUGAAAGGUCUAUAAUGACAGAUCUAUACUACCUCAGUCAAACAGAUGGAGCAGGUGAUUGGCGGAAAAAAGAGGCCGAAGAUCUGACAGAGCUGGUCCAGCGGAGAAUAACCUAUCUCCAGAAUCCCAAGGACUGUAGCAAAGCCAAAAAACUGGUGUGUAACAUAAACAAAGGCUGUGGCUAUGGUUGUCAACUCCAUCAUGUGGUCUACUGCUUCAUGAUUGCAUAUGGCACCCAACGGACACUCAUCUUGGAAUCUCAGAAUUGGCGCUAUGCUACUGGUGGAUGGGAGACUGUGUUUAGACCUGUAAGUGAGACAUGCACAGACAGAUCUGGUGUCUCCACUGGACACUGGUCAGGUGAAGUGAAGGACAAAGUUGUUCAAGUGGUGGAGCUCCCCAUUGUAGACAGUCUUCAUCCACGUCCUCCUUAUUUACCCUUGGCUGUACCAGAAGACCUUGCAGAUCGACUCCUAAGAGUGCAUGGUGAUCCUGCAGUGUGGUGGGUGUCUCAAUUUGUCAAAUAUUUGAUCCGCCCGCAACCUUGGUUGGAAAAGGAAAUAGAAGAGGCCACCAAGAAGCUUGGCUUCAAACAUCCAGUUAUUGGAGUCCAUGUCAGACGCACAGACAAAGUGGGAACAGAAGCAGCCUUCCAUCCCAUUGAGGAGUACAUGGUGCAUGUUGAAGAACAUUUUCAGCUUCUCGCACGCAGAAUGCAAGUGGAUAAAAAAAGAGUAUAUUUGGCCACGGAUGAUCCUUCUUUAUUAAACGAGGCAAAAACAAAGUACCCCAAUUAUGAAUUUAUUAGUGAUAACUCUAUUUCUUGGUCAGCUGGACUGCACAAUCGAUAUACAGAAAAUUCACUUCGGGGUGUGAUCCUGGAUAUACAUUUUCUCUCCCAGGCAGACUUCCUAGUGUGUACUUUUUCAUCCCAGGUCUGUCGAGUUGCUUAUGAAAUCAUGCAAACACUGCAUCCUGAUGCCUCUGCAAACUUCCAUUCUUUAGAUGACAUCUACUAUUUUGGGGGCCAGAAUGCCCACAACCAAAUUGCCAUUUAUCCUCACCAACCUCGAACUGAAGAAGAAAUCCCCAUGGAACCUGGAGAUAUCAUUGGGGUGGCUGGAAAUCAUUGGGAUGGCUAUUCUAAAGGUGUCAACAGAAAACUGGGAAGAACAGGCCUCUAUCCCUCCUACAAAGUCCGAGAGAAAAUUGAAACCGUCAAAUACCCCACAUAUCCUGAGGCUGAGAAAUAAAGCUCAGGUGUAAGAGAUGAACAACCAAACUCAGUUCAAACCAUUUCAACCAAGCAGUAGAUGAAGAAGGCCCUGACCUAACAACAUUGGUUAAAUGGUAGAUACCAUUGGCACCAAGAGCAACUAGGAACUGACAAAUGCUUCAUUGGUGGAAUUCCUCUUUAACAAGGGCUGCAGUGCCCUCAAACCCAUGCACAGUACAAUAAUGUACUCACAUAUAACAUGCAAACAGAUUGUUUUCUACUUUACCCUUCUAUAAAUAUUAUGUCCCCAUGAAACAAACACUGCCACAUUGUGUAAUUUAAGUGACACAGACAUUUUAUGUGAGACUUCAAACAUGGUGCCUAUAUCUGAGAGACCUGUGUGACUUACCAAGAAGACCUGAAUAGCUCCAUACUGUGGAGAAGUUUAUUCUUAGCCAGUGGUGGUGUUGUGACCACUGAAUUCACUCCAAUCAACAGAUUCAGAAUGAGAAUGGAUGUUUUUUUUUUCCUUUAUAAGGUUGUCUGGAUUUUUUUUUUUAAGUAAUUGCAUCAGUUCAUCCAAGUCAUCAUUAAUAAGUGAAGGAUACAUCAGAAAAUUAAAUAUUCACUCUCCAUUAGGAACUUUUGUAAAACAAUGCCAUGAACAAAUUCUUUAGUACGCAAUGUCUCUGGACAUUCUCUUUGAUAACAAAAAAUAAAUUUUAAAAAAGAAUUUUGUAAAGUUUCUAGAAUUUUGUAUCACUGGAUGGUGCRGUGAUCAGCUUUAUAGUAGAAAACUAUGAUAAAAUGGAGGUUUUUUGUUUUUCAGCUU